CGGAUGGUUUUAAUCAAUGAAACGUGCUAGUGUGUGAUUGCAACUAUUCACCGGGAGGUGAAUUUGAAUUGAAAUUCUCCUCCCUCUCGUAUCCCCACUACAUCGAGGGCACGAGUAUUUGAUGAGAUCGAUGGGGUCUUUGGCUGAUCUGCCGACUCUUCUCGUUUGAACUGUCGUGAUUUUAUCGAGCCAAGGGCUUCAUGCAGCUUGUGGAAACGAGAAGAUACAGUUCUUGUGAUGGAAACGAAUUGAGGGACUAGUGCAGAGAGUGUUUAGGUGAUUAUCGAAUAUGAAACGGAGAAGAACGUGAAACAAGGCAAUCUGGCGAAUAAGCGAGAACAGAGGAUGGAGGACUCCUCGCCGAGGAUGAAACCUUAUCUGGACUGUUGGGAUAAUGAGGACAAGUAUUCAGUGGCCAACAGUCAAGCACCCCUUCAGGAUGGGGAAGAUGAGCAUCCGGAGCGAGGAACGUGGACGGGAAAAUUUGAUUUUUUACUUUCCCUCCUGGGAUACAGCGUGGGACUCGGAAAUGUCUGGCGAUUUCCAUACCUCUGCUACUCAAAUGGCGGUGGUGCCUUCCUCAUCCCCUUCACCAUUAUGCUCGUCAUCGCAGGGCUUCCUCUCAUGUUCAUGGAGCUUUCACUGGGGCAAUAUGCCAGCUUGGGUCCAGUUGCUGCUUACAAGAGGUUUUCACCACUGCUCAGGGGUCUCGGAUACGGAAUGGUGCUCGUUAGCUCUGUAGUUAUGCUGUACUACAACCUCAUCAUCGCUUGGACGCUCUACUACAUGUUUGCAUCUGUUGUUGGAGGCAGCAGCCUACCCUGGGCGAAUUGCGAGCCCGAGUGGAGCGGUGAGGACUGCAUCGAACCGAUAAAAGCGGAGGAGUGCGCCAGCUUGAAUAAUUCUUAUUACAAACGACAAUGUUUAAAUUCAACCCAACAAGCUGCUAUGAACCUCUCAGCAGACAUAAUUGCAUCGGCAGUGAGACGGCCCCCAGCCGAGGAAUAUUUCGAACAUCAUGUGCUGGGAAUGAGUGAAGGAAUUGAAAUAACUGGAUCCGUCCGUCCGGCAAUGGCAGCCUGUCUGCUUCUCGCCUGGAUCAUCGUGUUCCUGUGCCUCAGCAAAGGGGUCCAGAGCUCGGGGAAAGUCGUUUACUUCACUGCAUUAUUUCCCUACGUUGUUCUGAUCGCCCUCUUUAUCCGAGGAAUUCUCCUGCCAGGAGCCGACGAGGGAAUUCUGUUCUACCUGACCCCCGACUGGAAGCGCCUUGCCUCGGCGAAGGUCUGGGGUGAUGCAGCAGUUCAAAUAUUUUUCGCCCUAAGUCCGGCCUGGGGUGGCCUGAUCACCCUGAGUUCCUACAACAAAUUCGACAACAACUGCUACAAGGACUCCCUGAUCGUAGCAGUGAGCAACAUCGGGACCUCGUUCUUCGCUGGUCUAGUUAUAUUCUCGGUAAUUGGAUUUCUCGCUCAUGAACUUGGCGUACCCGUUGCCUCGGUUGUCGAUCAGGGAGCUGGACUAGCGUUUAUUGUUUAUCCAGAGGUUGUGGCGAGAUUACCAGUUGCACCUAUCUGGUCUCUUCUCUUCUUCGUGAUGCUACUGACCCUGGGACUGGAUUCCCAGUUUGCACUCAUGGAGACUGUUACUACCGCUAUCCUCGAUGGUAUUCCUGCACUCAGGAAUUUCAAAACUUGGGUUGUUCUCGGGGUAUCGAUAUUCGGCUACGCGGGGGGAAUUAUUUUCACUACCAAUGCCGGAAUGUACUGGCUCCAGCUGAUGGAUAAAUAUGCAGCAAAUUGGUCAGUCCUUCUGAUAGCAAUUAGCGAAUGCAUCCUGGUAGCGUGGGUGUACGGCGCAGACCGCUUCCUGGAUGACGUCCAGCACAUGAUAGGUCCCCGAGGGAGAUGCUGGAGAUUCUUCUGGACGUGGAUGUGGAAGGUGAUAACACCAGCUGCCCUAUUCUUCAUCCUGUUCUUCAACUGGGUCGAGUACGAGCCACUGUCCUACGGCGCUUACGUAUACCCACGAUGGGCGGACGCCGUUGGCUGGCUUGUGGGAUUAUUUCCGGUCUUUGUCAUCAUUUUAUUUGCACUGUUCCAAUUGAGAGCCCCGAAGAGACGAUCGAAUUACGACGACGACGAUGAUGACGAGGACGAGUCAGACCCGAGAACCUCCAGGAGCUCUGAACGCGUCAGACAGAAAAAAAAAGGGGAGUCGGUGUGGGCAAGGGCCAGGAUGUUGCUACAGCCUACUGCCGAGUGGAGACCUGCCAACAGAAAUCCUCUCACACCGUCGAGAACUUUGACUCAUACACCACCACCAGGCCAACCUGGUGGGUAUGACUCAGUGAGAGACACCAUAGUGCUAGUGAAUGGUCAACCGAUGAUGCUGCAGCCCUCGAUACCCUCAGGGACAUCGCAAAAGCUUCCUGGUCCAUCGAUUCUCAAGAAUUCCAGUAAAGCUGAUCUCAUAACAUCACAACAGGUCUGACAUGAUGUGCACUUCUACUCGGAGUAAUCGAUAAUAUUUUAUUCUUCAAAACGCUAUUUAUUAUUUAAAUGAAAAAUUCAUCCUUGAGGACACGAAUCUGGGAAAUCAUAGUCUCUGUUUCUCCGUGUGGAAUUCCUUACACUACUUCUUUUUUCCUUUUAUUUAUUUUUUUUUUCUUACUGAUUGACUCAAAUAUUACGUAAUCGUUGAGACGCGUGCUUGUGGCCAAUUAGACGCGUGUCACGAUUGCGCGAUAUUUUCACGGAAUUGUGACGACUGGAUUCGCUCGAUACGAGGAAAAAAAUGUUGAUGAACUAAUGCAACUAGAAUUGAAGCCCAAUAACUAAUGGAUGAAUCAAGAGGAUUAUUUGCCACAUUCACACAUUGUCCAGGUGUCUUGCUCAUUAGAAGGUAAACCAAUUGAUAUAGCUUAUCCAUAAGAUAGAUUUUAGUUAAGUGUCUUCAAGAUGAAAAUGACUAUUGAUUAACGAUUCUGACAAGGAAUUGUUCAGUAGCGAACGAGAGAUGUUUUCAAUAAUCGUGAGUAAAAAGAAAAGAGUGGUAUUCAGGGAAUUUUGGCGGGCCAGAAUCGCUAGAAACGUGCAUUGAUAUAAUCAUUAUUUGAAGAAUAUAUCACAAAUAUAUAAGUGUACGUGAAGUCAAUAAUUGUGGGAAAAUAUAUUAAAAGAGAAUCUAUUUAAAUAUGGAAUCAUUUAUUUUUUAUGUGAAGAGCUGAGACGUGAGAGACAUAUACUGAAGAAAUUGGGCUCAUUUACAACAUGUUGCUAGUGAUUAAACCGUGUAAUUAUAUGAUAUAUUGUACAACGUGAGUUGAGGGGAGUGCUGGAGGGCAUGGGUCAAUGGUUUGAUAGUUAAUCCUAUUAACUCAUCCCGACUGACACUUUCACUGGUAUUUAAACCUUACACAAUUAGAGAUAUUAUACAUUUGAGACAGACCCUCAUGCACUCGUUGCAUACUUCCGCAUCAUUUGAUAAUACCUCUAUAAUAAUUGACAACUGGAGAUUUCCGAGAAAGGGAAGAAGAAUAAUAAUCCGAAUAAAAUAAAAUCCCACGAAUGUUCAAGCAUAUACUCAUAUCUGUGAGCAAGUGUCGAGUGAUUUACCAAAUAUGUAUAUCAGAGCUGAUGAAAAAUAAUUAUCUAAUAAUGUUACUGUUUGCAUUGAAUGAGAGUGCAUGUUUUUACGUGUUCUAGGGUUUAAGAAAGUAUUGAAAUGUUCACGAGUUUAUUUGAUCUGUUAUUUUUCAUUUUUUCUCAAUUUAUGAUUUCCGUUGAAUCGAGGAAAAUAUAUAACUGGGAUAUAUCCCAUGCGUUAGAUAUAAUUAACUGUUGCUAAAUGGCUUGAGAUCUUCCAUUGAGAACGAGAAGAGCGUAGCAUACACGAAAAACAUGUCAAUGAGCUUUCUCGUACGAACAAGGGAAAUUAAAUAACGUGAAUAGAGUUACAUUAUUAAUUUAGAUAAUUAGAUGAUAAAUGUCACCUAGGUUGAAACGGAGAGGAUACAUGGGGUCAUUAUCAACACUAAGAUACAACCGUGAACACGAAUUUCCAGGGAUUAAUAUUAUUUUCGUUAUUUGUAGGUAUAGAAUAUUUUACGACUGAGAAUAGGGAAAGGAGGGAAUCACCCGGAUGAUAAGUGGGAGAUUAAUCAAACAGUAGAUGUUUAAAUCUAGGAGCUUGAAAAUCUACUUGUUGCGGUGCAGACAGAAAAAUCAAUCACCAAAAGUAUAAGAAAAAUGUAAACACCAGUAGAGCGAACAGUACAAAGUGCCCUAGGAGCUAAUUAUAGGUAGAAAAGUUGAGUUUUAGCCGAGGGGAAUUGGAUUUCUUGGGUGGAAACAGAAGAUAUUGUAAACGCUGGAUGAAUAUACAUCGAUUCCAAUGGAAUUCAUUGUUCUCCAGUAGAAUAUUUAGGGAGAAGCGUAAAAUUCACCCGCGGGAAAUUAAAAGUAUUCACUCUGGAUAUCAAAAUACCAAUCAAAGAUUAUUUACAAUAGUUUCGAAUAAUCAGAGCUAUGAAAAUUGUACAAUACCUUUAUUUCCAUGAACAUAAGUUCUUCGACAAAUCCAAACAAAACGUUAUACAAUCAAACACAAUAAUGAAUACAAAAUGAAAAUGAUACAGGAGUUAAGCUGAAAGAAAAAGACAAACGGUGACUUGUGAGAAAAAAAAAUAUAAAAGCCUCUAGAUUAAGACUCUAGAGAUAAUAAAUUGGGGUAAAUGUAUAAAUAUAUAUUAUAAAUAAAUAUGUACACGUUGUUGCAUAAUGUUAAGUUGCGAUGGGCCUCCGACGAUUGGUGGAUAAUAGGGAAUAACAAAAGGAUAAUAAUCGUGAGUAACUGAGAAAUUAACAGACACUGGAAUAUGACAGAAUAAUAACAAGUUGAUAACAAUAUUUUAAAAAGAAAAUGCUCGGUUGUAUUAUUAUAAAUGUACAUUGUACCACGAGGACACAAAGAUGAGGACACAAAUAUGAGAGUGAGAACAGAUAUACAUAAAGUAUAUGCAUUCUGUGUAUAUGUAUAUGAUGCGUGUAUAAAAUAAUUACAAUAAAGUGUUGAUAUAUGGUUGAA
Molecule: messenger RNA, 5085 nt
Organism: Fopius arisanus
Lineage: Eukaryota; Metazoa; Arthropoda; Insecta; Hymenoptera; Braconidae
Product: sodium- and chloride-dependent glycine transporter 1
Exons: 11
Coding region: 346-2490 (714 amino acids)
Biological process (GO): sodium ion transmembrane transport
Cellular component (GO): plasma membrane
Molecular function (GO): L-amino acid transmembrane transporter activity
Source: RefSeq, a predicted model, not a curated record